Nicotiana attenuata is the source of this 1059-nucleotide messenger RNA. RefSeq lists its product as uncharacterized. The transcript is spliced from 2 exons. The coding region runs from base 1 to 1059 and encodes 352 amino acids. Lineage: Eukaryota; Viridiplantae; Streptophyta; Magnoliopsida; Solanales; Solanaceae. The record is from RefSeq and is a predicted model, not a curated record.
AUGGAAUUUGUGCAUCGUAGAUGGAUGUAUAAUAGGAAUCAUCCUAAUCGUGCGGGGUUGAGGGAUGAAUUUAUUGAAGGGGUUGCUGAAUUUAUUGCUAAGGCUCAAACACUUGAUGAUUUUCUUAUUGGAGGAAGGAUUAGGUGUCCUUGUGUGAAAUGUAAAUGUGUUAAGUUAUUGAAAUCAGACGCAGUUAAAGUCCAUCUCUACAAGAAAGGGUUUGUAGAAAAUUAUUGUAUAUGGACCGCUCACGGGGAGAAUCAUGCUAGUUUAGAUGAUGCUAACUUUCAUAAUUCUUUUGGUGGUGAGGGUAGCCCCAUUGCAGAGCAUAAUGUUGAAAAUUCUCGAUACAAUAAAAUGAUGAGGGAUGCUUUUGGGACGUUUCCUGGGGUUCAAUCCGAACCAAAUGAUGAGACUAAGCGUUUCUAUGAACAAUUACUAGAAGCUAGUCGUCCAUUGUAUGAAGGCUCGGUGCAUUCCAAGUUGUCUGUUGCGGUUAGAUUGCUAAGUAUUAAAUCGGAUAGUUCUAUUUCCCAAGCGGGCAUGGAUUCUAUUAUUGGGAUUAUGAAUGAACUUAAUCCGAUUAACAUUGACUUACCAAAAGAUUUCUACACUGCUAAAAAAUUGGUUUCUAAGUUGGGUCUUUCAUCAAAGAGAAUUGAUUGUUGUGAGAAAUGUUGCAUGUUAUUCUAUAAGGAUGACGCAUCUCUAGAGAACUGUAAAUUUUGUAAUCAGCCUCGUUUUAAGGAAGUCACAAAUGCCAAUACAAAAAAGAAAGUUCCAGUUAAAAUGAUGCAUUACUCACCUCUUAUACCUACGUUAAUCAGGUUGUAUACAUCAAUGAGCUCUGCUCCUCAUAUGAGAUGGCACUACGAACAUAGAAGGCCACCUGGUAUACUCUGUCAUCCGUCAGAUGGAGAAGCGUGGAAGCAUUUUGAUAGGGUGUUCCCCGAGUUUGCUAGUGAACCAAGAAACAUUAGCCGCGGAGGGAAUUCUGUGGUCUGCACAUUAGCCUUUUUGCCUGAUUCUUGUUCUUCUGUUCAAAUCACUCCUUCUUGA